Messenger RNA from Phyllotreta striolata, 1840 nucleotides. The record is from the annotation of a GenBank genome assembly. NCBI's taxonomy places the organism in Eukaryota, Metazoa, Arthropoda, Insecta, Coleoptera, Chrysomelidae.
AUUGACGUGUAAUUUUACAAAUGGCAGCUAGUCGAAAUGGAGGUGACAUAAUUUCACGAAAAUAACAACAAUUAAUCGACGGUUUCGUUCGUUUUUUUAUCAGUUUCUGCGGUUUUGAAAGCGCGUCCUUUCAAUUACCACCAAACAACGCGAAAAUCCAAGUCGCCCGUGACGGUACAUCCAGAUCAAUCGCAAAGAAACGCCCAGUCGAAUUCACCACCCGAAAGAAAUGGAAGAUAUUUUCCAGUGGUGCAAAGAGGGUAAUGCCCUUCAAGUGCGAGUAUGGCUAGACGAGCCCGAACACGACAUGAACCAAGGCGACGACCAUGGAUUCAGCCCACUCCACUGGGCAUCCAUGAAAGGAUACAACAAAAUCGUGGAAAUGCUCCUACUCAGAGGCGCCCGAGUAAACGCCACCAACAGAGGCGACGACACCCCUUUACACGUGGCCUCCGCCCACGGACACCGAGACAUCGUUAACAUGUUGUUGAGGCAAAGGGCCGACGUGAAUUUCACCAACGAACACGGCAACUCCCCGUUGCACUACGCCUGUUUCUGGGGCUACGAUACCAUAGCCGAGGAUUUGGUCCAUCACGGUGCUAAAGUCGCUAUAGCGAACAAAUACGGUCAAACGGCUCUGGAUAAAUGCAGAGGGAAUCUAGCCAAGGCGCUGCACGACCUCGCCGUCGAGGCCGGACAAGACCUAAAAACCAUCAAAUUCAAAGACCAAAGUUGGUUAGGUUUAAAAACUAGGAGUCGCGACGCCACUUUAUCUCGACACAAAGGCAUCAACAUCAAAGAGCUGGAGAUGAAACGAAAGAUAUCCGAUACUCACAGCGGUGUAACGUACAUCGGUAGAUGGCAGCACAACGAUAUCGUGGCGAAAAUAUUGAAAAUCCGCGACGUCACGUCGAGGAUAAGCCGAGAUUUCAACGAGGAGUUUCCCAAAUUGCGCAUAUUCUCCCAUCCCAACGUUCUGCCGGUGAUCGGUUGCUGUAACAGCCCCCCGCACUUGAUCGUAAUCAGCCAAUACCUCCCGUUAGGUUCGCUGUAUAACGUCCUACACGAAGGCAGCGGGGGUAUCGUGGUGGAUACAGCGCAAGCGUUGAAAUUCGCUAUAGAUAUCGCUAGAGGGAUGGCUUUUUUGCAUAGUUUAGAGCGCACAACGCCCGAGUACUUCCUCAACAGCCGGCACGUGAUGAUCGAUGAUGAUCUGACGGCUCGUCUGAGCAUGGCCGAUGCGAAGUUCAGCUUCCAGGAGAAGGGCAGGAUUUAUUAUCCUGCUUGGAUGUCGCCCGAGGCGUUGCAGAAGCGCGUGAACGAUCGAAACUGGGAGGCCUCGGAUAUGUGGAGCUAUGCAGUGUUGUUGUGGGAAUUGGCCACUAGAGAAGUACCGUUUGCGGAUCAGAGCCCCAUGGAGGUGGGCAUGAGGAUAGCUUUGGAGGGUCUGAGGAUCGGUAUCAAGCCGGGGAUAUCAUCGCACAUGACUAAGUUGAUUAAGAUUUGCAUGAACGAGGAUCCCGGUAAGAGGCCUACGUUCGAUAUGGUGUUGCCUAUAUUGGAGAGGAUGGUUCGUUGAGGAUUAAUAAUAAUGCUGGUAUAUUUUUGUAAUGCUAAAAUUUGUCUCGAACGAUCGAAUAAUAUUUAUUAAGUGCCUUCGAUGAUGCCUUUGGUUAGGAGUCCUAAUUGUAUUUGUUAACAGUACGCUUUAAGAAAGUAUGUAAUUUUUUUAAUAUGUUUAAUAUGUAUAUUUACACACUACUAGAGGUUAUUUUUUUGGAAUUUUGUAUUAAUUCGAUUUGUAUUAAUAAGCGAAGCGCAGAGAUGAUAUUUUCAUAUA